AUGGCUUCCGAAUCCGCUAUCAACGGCACCUUCGUCCCCCAGAACGGCUAUGGCUCGAUAGAGCAGUCUGGCUACACCGCUCCCAGCUACCCUUCCUCUUCCGCACCUGCUCAGUCGAACAACUCUGCCGCCGACAUUCCCAAGGAUGAGGUUGGUUGGUACUUUGUCGAGCAGUACUACACCACCCUCAGCCGCAGCCCCGAGAAGAUUUACCUCUUCUACAACAAGCGCUCACAAUUCGUCUCCGGUAACGAGACUGAGAAGGUCGAAGUCUGCGUGGGACAACGAGCCAUCAACGAGCGCAUCAAGGAGCUCGACUUCUCCGAGUGCAAGGUUCGCGUCACCAAUGUCGAUUCGCAAGCCUCGGAUGACCACAUUGUCAUCCAGGUCAUCGGCGAGAUUUCCAACAAGUCGGCCCCCCAUAAGAAGUUCACCCAGACUUUCGUCCUCGCCGCCCAGACCAACGGCUACUUCGUCUUGAACGACAUCUUCCGUUACAUCAUCGAGGAGGAGGAUGAGGCCGAGGCAACCGAGGAGCCCGCUGCUGUCCAGGAGCCUGCUCAGGAGCCUGAGCACGAGACUCUGACCAGCUCUGAGGAUCCCGUUGCCAUCGAGAAGGAUGCCGCCAAGGUUGACAAGGAGAUCGAGGAGAAGAUCAUUGCCCAGAAGCCCGAGGAGGAGACCGCUGCUCCUGCCGCUGCCGUCGAGGAAUCGACUAAGGCCGAGUCCGCUGAGGUCGCCCAGGCUGAAGAGACCCCCGCCGCUGCCGUCGCUGAGACCGUCGAGACUCCCGAGGUCGCUCCUGAGGCCACCAGUGAGGCCGCCCCCGAGGUUCCUGCCGCUCAGGAAGAGGAGAAGCCCAAGGACCCCGAACCUACUCCCGCUCCCCGCUCUCCCGUGAAGCAGACCGCCCAGCCCGCAAAGGCCGCUGCCCCUGCUAAGCCUGCUGCUCCCGCAGCCCCUGCCGCCCCCAAGACUUGGGCCAACCUCGCUGCUGCUGCUCACCGCGUCGCUACUCCUGUUUUCACUCCUCAGCCUUCUGCUUCUGCCGCCCCUGCUCAGACCAAGGCCGCUACCCAAACCGAGGCCGCCGCUAAGCCUGCACCCGCAGCACCCGCCCAGGAGGCUGCUACUGUCCCUGCACGCGAAUCUUCUCCCGCUGCUCCCAGCGCUGACCAGCAGGAAGAGUGGACCAGCGUCGGCGACAAGAAGCAAAACAAGGGUCAGGCCGCUGCAGGUGCCCAAGAGACUCCUCAAUACCGCGCCUACGUCAAGAACGUUCACGAGAGUAUUACUCUUCCCACCUUGAGAGAGACUAUUGAGAAGUAUGGUGAGCUCCAGUACUUCGAUGCCAACAGACCUAAGAACUGUGCCUUUGUCGAUUUCAAGACCCUUGACGGCUACAAGGCCGCUCUUAAGGCCAGCCCUAUUUCGAUCGGUGAGCACGCUAUCACCAUCGAGGAGCGCCGUCCCAAGGACAACAGACCCUUCUUCCAGGGUGGCCGUGGUGGCGCCAGAGGUGGCCGCGGCGGUGCCAACCAGGCUCCUCGCGGUUCCUUCCAGGGUGGCCGUGGCGGCGGUUCCCAGAGAGGCCGUGGUGGUGCCGCCUCGCGCGGUCGCGGAGGUGCCCAAGCUGCCUAA
This is a messenger RNA of Aureobasidium namibiae CBS 147.97, 1641 nucleotides long. RefSeq lists its product as uncharacterized. Gene Ontology annotation, biological process: ribophagy; protein deubiquitination. Bases 1 to 1641 code for a protein of 546 amino acids. The record is from RefSeq and is a predicted model, not a curated record. Gene Ontology annotation, cellular component: cytosol; Ubp3-Bre5 deubiquitination complex; ribonucleoprotein complex. The transcript has 4 exons. Gene Ontology annotation, molecular function: mRNA binding. Lineage: Eukaryota; Fungi; Ascomycota; Dothideomycetes; Dothideales; Saccotheciaceae.